UGCUCAUUAUACAGUCGGACAGUGAAGCUGCGCCGUCUGGUCGUGCUGCCUGGUGGUUAGUCCAGCUUCUCGGCCCUCGGUCAUCUACUCAUCUCCGGUCUGCAGGCCAUGUCGUCAUAGAAGAUGGACCAGGCAUUGCUGUGAACUGGAUUUUCUGCCCGUGUACACCGUGUUAAUUAGGGGAUAAGCCUGGACGCGGAGGAUUCAUAAUGAUGUCCUCAUACUACCACCCUGCCAAGGAAGCAGACAUGGCGGCCAUGACAGAGCCGCUCUGCCUGGAAAGAGAUGUGUGCAGGGUGAUCGAGCUGCUGGACCGGCUGCAGCGGAGUGGUGAGCUGCCUCCCCCCAAACUGCAGGCCCUGCAGAGGGUCCUACAGAGCAAAUUCUGUGCCGCCAUCAGAGAGGUUUAUGAGCAGCUGUAUGACACUCUGGACAUUGUUGGAGGACCAGAGGUGCGAGCACAGGCAACAGCCAAGGCCACAGUGGCAGCCUUCGCGGCCAGCGAGGGCCACGCCCACCCAAGGGUGGUAGAGCUGCCCAAGACAGAGGAGGGCCUGGGUUUUAACAUCAUGGGGGGGAAAGAGCAGAACUCCCCGAUCUACAUCUCCAGAGUGAUCCCUGGGGGGGUGGCCGACCGCCAAGGAGGGCUGAAGAGAGGAGACCAGCUGCUGUCUGUCAAUGGCGUGAGCGUUGAGGGGGAGCACCAUGAGAAGGCCGUGGAGCUUCUGAAGGCAGCCCAGGGUUCCGUCAAGCUGGUGGUCCGCUACACCCCAAAGGUCCUGGAGGAAAUGGAAGCUCGCUUUGAGAAGAUGAGGAGUGCCCGGAGACGACAGCAGCACACCAGCUACUCGUGAGGCAGCUUAUCUCUGGAGUCCAGGGGCUAGCUGCUCCAGUGCCUCCAUCCACCUCAUCGUCCACCCCUCCGCGCUCUUCUGUUCCAGUGGGAGGCAAGACUGUAGACGAGAAGCAAAAAACCAAAGUAGCCUACCAACACCUGUUACAUGAACUUCUUCAUGAAGCCAACGCUGCAGUGUAGGAUUUUCUCCCCUCCCUCUUUCUUAGAGAAAUGCAGAGUAAGCUUGUUGUCAGACCUCACCUGUAAUUUCAUCUUCCCAGUGUGAAAUCAUCCUCAGCGUCCUGUUACAUAAGGGCAACACAUUCUCUUUAGUGUGUGUGGCUUAACUAGAAGCUAGUAUUAAUAUUCUCAUGUGGUUUUAUUUUACUGCAUUCUCAUGUAGUGCGCUGCAUUCCUCAGCAGUGUCCACUGUGUGCAGUUAGACCGCAGUAGCAGAGGGAAGGUGGAAACUGACGCCUUCAGCCUUCACAGCCAUUUCUCCAUCAAAUGUCCCAGCUAGAGGGCUAACCAUUAGCAUUAUGAAGAGCUACACAUAAGUCAGUGGCUGGCAAGUGUCCAUUUAGUCAUAGUUUUAAGAAUUUGUGUGUUCAUUUGUUUGCAUAAUUAUUCAUGAAAUAAAGUCUUAACUGUGAAAAUUGAA
Molecule: messenger RNA, 1496 nt
Organism: Micropterus dolomieu (smallmouth bass)
Lineage: Eukaryota; Metazoa; Chordata; Actinopteri; Centrarchiformes; Centrarchidae
Gene: lin7b
Product: lin-7 homolog B (C. elegans)
Exons: 6
Coding region: 210-854 (214 amino acids)
Biological process (GO): protein localization to basolateral plasma membrane; neurotransmitter secretion; maintenance of epithelial cell apical/basal polarity
Cellular component (GO): cell-cell junction; MPP7-DLG1-LIN7 complex; basolateral plasma membrane
Molecular function (GO): L27 domain binding
Source: RefSeq, a predicted model, not a curated record